AUGUCCAAUAAUGAUUGGAUGUCUGUAAAAGGUUAUUCCUCCUUCACAUUUGACACACAACUAGAGUUUGAUUCUUUGAUCGUAUCUUGGAUUCUUGUGAACCGUCAGUACAGAACCCUUAGUAUAGGCUGGCAAGGCCACCAUCUAGGGCCUCCACCUGCACUCGCUCCUCCACUCGGACCCACGACAAAGAACAUCUACCUGAUGCACACCGCUGAGCCUCCUCGUGGUCCCGUGGCUACAGCAACUCCGCAGCCGCAUAGCUACGACGUCGGAUCUAGCAACCGCCACCUACUCGACCUCACGGCGGGAUUUGAUGCUCUUCACCACGACUGUGGUUUCGCUCUCCGUCCCAAAGAUCGCCACUCACAACCAUCUUAG
This is a messenger RNA of Prunus armeniaca (apricot), 381 nucleotides long. The record is from the annotation of a GenBank genome assembly. Lineage: Eukaryota; Viridiplantae; Streptophyta; Magnoliopsida; Rosales; Rosaceae.